AUGGCUACUGAAGGAAACGAGGUUAAGGAUGAGCGUCCGGAGAUGCAUGAGGAAGGAGGCGAUGACGAGGAAGAAAUUGCGGCGAUGAAGAAGCGCGUAGCAGAGAUGGAGUCGGAAGCAGCCAAGUUGCGGGAGAUGCAGGCUACUCUCGACCAGCAGUCGGAGAGCUUGCGCGAGGACAAGGAGGACAUCGAUGCCCGAAGUAUCUUCGUUGGAAACGUGGAUUAUGGCGCUUCGCCGGAGGAGAUCCAGGCCCAUUUCCAGAGCUGCGGCUCGAUAAACCGUGUCACGAUCCUGCUGGACAAAUUCACGGGACACCCCAAAGGAUAUGCAUAUGUUGAAUUCAGCGAGCCGAGUCUUGUGGCACAAGCAUUGGUUCUCAACGAGAGUCUCUUCCGUGGACGGAACUUGAAGGUUGUCCCCAAGCGCACCAAUCUGCCUGGCAUGAGCCGCGGACGUGGGCGAGGAGGCCCGCGAGGACGAGGCGGCCGCGGCGGGUUCCCGCCUCGCGGUGGAUACCGUGGCGGAGGUUAUCGUGGUCGCGGACGAGGAUAUGCACCAUACUGA
Messenger RNA from Paecilomyces variotii, 567 nucleotides. RefSeq lists its product as hypothetical. NCBI's taxonomy places the organism in Eukaryota, Fungi, Ascomycota, Eurotiomycetes, Eurotiales, Thermoascaceae. Gene Ontology annotation, molecular function: RNA binding. The transcript has 4 exons. The coding region runs from base 1 to 567 and encodes 188 amino acids. The record is from RefSeq and is a predicted model, not a curated record.